GAAAUAGACCAAAGCUUGAGCGGAAGUACUGAAAACGAGACGAAAAAAAAGAAAGAAAAAUUGGUGCUUUGGAGGAAAAUUAAGAGUGCCUUUUUUAUAUAUCGAAGCAACAAACUGUCACAGAGGAUUUACCCAAACAUGGACAGAUAGUGUCUUUUUAACUGGGUCGUGAUCCUGUAGAAAGUUAUCCGUCACGUCUAGAUCCUCUGGUACUGCCAUUCAGGAUUGCUACAGUCACAUAAGGGCCACCACAGUGUUGCUUCCAGAGAAACUACAGAAUAUCUUCUCUUCCUGUGGCCACCAACAUGGCUAACAGCAACCCAAUAAUAGUGAAGGGUCUGCCCUCAGGUCCGGCGGGCAGAAGCAGUCCAGAAGGAAAUCAGGUGCUCAGUAAGAAGAAGUUACAGGACCUGGUGAGGGAGAUUGACCCAAACGAGCAGCUGGAUGAGGAUGUUGAGGAGAUGCUGCUUCAAAUUGCAGAUGACUUCAUAGAGAGUGUGGUGACAGCAGCCUGUCAACUGGCACGUCAUCGCAAAUCCAAUACGUUGGAGGUUAAGGAUGUUCAGUUACAUCUAGAGCGGCAGUGGAACAUGUGGAUUCCUGGUUAUGGUUCUGAUGAGAUCCGGCCGUUUAAGAAGGCUUGCACCACAGAGGCUCACAAACAGAGAAUGGCACUGAUCCGCAAGACGACCAAAAAGUAGCACGGCAAAUUAUUUUCUUGUACCUAACUCUGUGUAUUUUCUCUUCUUUUUUUCUUUUUUUUUUUUGACUAAUGCAGAAAAGCUAAGCGUUUUUUGUUGAGAGUUGUUUUGCUUUUGACAUAAAAUAGUGUUAAGUACUCAUUUCUUUCUAACUUUUAAAUGUUUUUGCCAGAAUUGUUGCACAGAAAUUGUAUUUGUAUGUUUCAUUCUGUUUUGUUGCCACUGAGCUAAGUCUGGCAGAGAACUUCAUUGCAAUCUUUGCCAAUAAACAUUUACUGGAAUAUUU
Messenger RNA from Melanotaenia boesemani (Boeseman's rainbowfish), 987 nucleotides. RefSeq names its product TAF12 RNA polymerase II, TATA box binding protein (TBP)-associated factor (gene taf12). Gene Ontology annotation, cellular component: SAGA complex; SLIK (SAGA-like) complex; transcription factor TFIID complex. NCBI's taxonomy places the organism in Eukaryota, Metazoa, Chordata, Actinopteri, Atheriniformes, Melanotaeniidae. The transcript has 6 exons. Gene Ontology annotation, molecular function: protein heterodimerization activity; DNA binding; TBP-class protein binding. The record is from RefSeq and is a predicted model, not a curated record. Bases 306 to 701 code for a protein of 131 amino acids. Gene Ontology annotation, biological process: DNA-templated transcription initiation; RNA polymerase II preinitiation complex assembly.